This is a messenger RNA of Porites evermanni, 312 nucleotides long. NCBI's taxonomy places the organism in Eukaryota, Metazoa, Cnidaria, Anthozoa, Scleractinia, Poritidae. The record is from the annotation of a GenBank genome assembly.
AUGGCGGAUAGAUCGUUUGCCGAUCGUGUUGUGCUACCUGUCACUGCUGCAAUUUAUAGAAAAAAAAACAAAAAAAAAAAACAAGAAAAACCAGCAGUGCGUUGGUCCUUUGAAAUGGUAAUCGGGGACGAAAGUGACAAGAUGUUGUUUGAUUUUACUUUUCGAGUUAUAGAAGGAUUUGGAAUCGCAGAUCGGUGUAGAGCUAAACAUACCAACAGAAAAAUUCCAGUACACGAACUGCUACUAGUGUCACCCACCAGGCGCGAAGAAAGGCUUCAUAAAAGGAGAAGCGCUCAGGCCUCUAAGGACUAA